Messenger RNA from Toxoplasma gondii ME49, 5782 nucleotides. It is a transcript of the gene POLR1B, whose product is annotated as DNA-directed RNA polymerase I RPA2. Gene Ontology annotation, biological process: DNA-templated transcription. NCBI's taxonomy places the organism in Eukaryota, Apicomplexa, Conoidasida, Eucoccidiorida, Sarcocystidae. The record is from RefSeq and is a predicted model, not a curated record. Gene Ontology annotation, cellular component: RNA polymerase I complex. Bases 381 to 4547 code for a protein of 1388 amino acids. Gene Ontology annotation, molecular function: DNA binding; ribonucleoside binding; DNA-directed RNA polymerase activity. The transcript has 24 exons.
CUUGUGGGAGGCGGCGAAUCUCAGCAGAACAGAACUCUUCGUCGUUGGCCUCCUUUGCGGUCCGGAUUUCCCUCUGUUCUCCUCGCUGCAACUUCUCGUCUUCCUGACCUUUCUCCCCUUCCCUCCCGUUCACUCGAGCACACACCCGACAGGAAGGUUCUCGAUGCUUCUUCUCUCGUUCUUCUCUUUCUUCCACUGGACUUUCUUUCACUCUCAGCCAUCUCCAGAGAGACAUGCUGAGAUCACAAAGGUGAAAAAGACGAGGCAGAUGCUUCCGAACGCACCCGCGCGCCCAAUCUGCUUCGCCUCCAAGUUGUUCUCUCGCCGUCCUUCUUCCUUCUCUUUCGAAGUCUUCUUCCAAAAUUGUUCCAGGAGUCAAGAUGGCAGGCGAAGACGACAGAGCCUGGAAGAAGCGUCGACCACGAGGCGCCUCUCCAGAUGAAGAAGUUGAGCCAAAGCCUUCUUCUUCAGGUCUUCCUUCUUCUUCUUGUCGUCCGUCGACGAUGCCUGCUUCGCCCCAUCCUCGCGCCGCGUUCAACGCAACUCUGCAGCAAGCGGUCUUCCCUCACGUCCGGUCUUUCGACAGUUUCCUGGAAGUCUAUUUGCAGGAAAUGGUGAAAGAUCUCCCUGUCGUCUACGUUGAUCCUUCCUACGACCCUGACAAACAUGAAGCAAAUCCGUUCUACUCUCCUACAGAUUAUAUUAAACUCGCGAUUUCGUCCGUAUCCAUUGGGGCACCGGUGCGAUUCGAUGCCGCGGGGGCGCGUCUGCAGCCAGGCGUCGGAGGCUCUGGCGACGACCAGCUGCUUCUCCCGAAACACUGCAGAGAGGCUCACAUCACGUACGGAGCUCCUCUCAAAGUCUCCUUCGUCCGAAGCGAUCGCCGCGACGGCGCCGCUCUGAAGAAGGAAGUCGUCGUCGGCAUGGCGCCAUUAAUGGUUCGCAGCAAACUGUGCUCGACAAGAGGCAUGAGCCCCGCAGAGCUGCAGCGCGCAGGCGAGGACGUGGACGACGGCGGCGGCUAUUUCAUCAUCAACGGCAAUGAGCGUGUGAUUCGCUUCGUCGUGCAGCAGCGAACGAAUUUCCCCAUCGCCCUGAAGCGUCCGGCGUUCGCCAAUCGAGACGCGUUCUGCACUCCCUACGCGGUUCUCUUGAGGAGUCAGAGGUACGACGGAACUUCGACGUCGAACAUUCUCCUGGACACCGAAGACGGUCGCUGCACAUAUCGAAUCCUGUUGAAUCGGCAGGAGUACUUCUGUGGAUUCUUCCUGCUGCUGCGCUGUCUGGCGGGGAAUCUGUCGCUGGCCCAGCUGAAGGCGAAGCUUCUCGAAGGCUGCUGGGAUGACGCGGCCGACGCGACCGCCCGCAGUCAGUUGGUGGAAGAGCUUUGGGGCCAAGAGGCAACGUUUGCAGACUCAGACGUCCUCGAAAACCGACCGCUCCACCAGCUUGGGUUGCUGUUCUGGAAAGCCGUCCACUGGCUCUUGCGCCCUGGGAGCAGCUACGAGGCUGCUGGCACUUACGUCAUCCGCCACUUUGUCUUGCCGCACUUGAGCAGCUGGAGCGAAAAAUUCGAUAUGGCCCUCCUCAUGUACAAAAAACUCCGACUCCUCAAACAAGGCAAAAUUUCCGCAGAAAGCCUGGACUCCUUUGCGUACCAAGAAGUUGUGUUGCCAGGUCAGAUUCUCGCCUCCGUCCUGAAGGACGCUCUUUUCUCCUGUCUCGCGAAGAUCAGACUGCACUACCUCCAGGAAAUUCGCAUGCUGAAAAACUCGGGCAACGACCCGACAGCUGCGAUCUACUCCAACAAGUUUUUCGACCUCGCGACCGACAGAUGCUGCCCGGAAAUUGCGCAGAAACUCUCCUACUUCAUGGCCACAGGGAAUAUUCGAACGACGCAGCUCGACCUUCAACAGCUGUCUGGCUGGACUGUCACGGCGGAUCGCUUGAACGUCCACCGUUUUCUCUCGCACUUCCGAGCCGUCCAUCGCGGUCAAUUUUUCACUACCAUGAAAACGACUUCUGUCCGGAAACUCCUCGGCGAGACAUGGGGCUUUCUCUGCCCUGUACAUACACCUGACGGCGCGCCGUGUGGACUUCUUCUUCAUCUCACGCAAUCUGCAGCUCCUGUCGCCCUUCCUCCUGAUCGACGGGCGCGCGCGAGCAUUCGUUUGUUUCUGCACAAGCAUGGCGUCUGCGUGGAUCUCGAGGGAACCUCAGGUCUGCCUCCCUCGGACGUUGGAGCCUCUGCCCGGCAGGCGGCUCGUCCUGCCGUUCGAGGGCCGACCGGCGUCGUUGCUGCGACUUCCUCUGCAUCCACCUUUCCUCUCGUUGUCGACGGCGCGGUCGUCUGUCGGCUCGACCGGAAAGACUUCGCCUUCUGGCUGGAGACGUUCAGAGACCUGAAAAGCAGAGAAGCUGAAGACUUCAAGCAACACUGGGAGGUCGUCGGUUUCCCCCACAACGGAGGCAAUCUGGAAAGCAUUUUCAUCUUCACCUUCCCUGGUCGUCUGGUGCGUCCGGUCCGCCACAUCGAAAGUGGACGCAUCGAGUACAUUGGCCCUCUGAUGCAGCCGUGGGCAGCGAUUGCAUGCAGGCCGUCGGAUGUGAAGCGCAGCGACCGCCUUCUUCGCCUCCACGGACCGGUCGUGUCGGAAAUUGUUUCUUCGUCUGUGUCGACGGACUCUCUCGCGAGCCGCUUCCAAGCUCUCUCUGUCGACAGCGCGUCGCAGGAGAGACACUCUGAGGAGACAGGAGAGACAGGAGAGACAGGAGAGACGGGAGAGAGCGGCAAGCGUUUCCCCCUCAUCGCAGCCAACGAAGCUUCGGGCACAGACGCGCUCUUCUCUUUUAGCGCGCCUGUGAAAUACGAAUAUGUCGAGUUAAAGUCUUCUGCCUUCCUCAGCAUCGCUGCUAGUCUUACCCCCUAUAGCCACCACAACCAGAGCCCCAGGAACAUCUAUCAGUGCCAGAUGUUGAAGCAGACGAUGGGGACGCCUUUUCACUCGAUUCCGUUUCGCCACGACAACAAGGCUUAUCGACUCAUCACUCCUCAGCGGCCUCUCGUUCGAACAGAAGAUUAUCGACGUUUCGAUUUCGACGAUUACCCCAGUGGCGUCAACGCCGUCGUUGCCGUCAUGUGCUACACAGGAUUCGACAUGGAAGACGCCAUGAUUCUCAACAAAGGCUCGAUGGAACGCGGCGCUUUCCACGGCUGCGUCUACAAAUCGAAAGUCAUCGAUGCUGCGCCUGCCUCAGCUCGUGCGGGCGCUGCUUCUCAAUACACAUUCGGCAACGUCAACGAAUUUGGCCGCAAGCACAUAGCAACUUUGGAUGGGGAUGGCUUCCCUGCUAUUGGAGCAAAAAUUGAGAAAGGAAACACCUACUGCAGGGUGCAGACGUCUUCGUCUUCCUCGUCGUUCGCCAGUAAUGGAAUUCAACAUGCGUACAAAGACGGAGAGACCGCGUACGUGGAUGGAGUAACUUUCAUUUCGCCUCCCGACGCAGCCCACGAGCGUCUAGCGAAAUCGGGUCUCAAAGGCUGCAGAGCUUCUCUGCGCCUGCGCUGCGUGAGGAAACCUGUGAUCGGAGACAAAUUCGCCUCGCGUCACGGACAGAAAGGCAUUCUCUCCAUGCUCUGGCCUCACGAAGACAUGCCGUUCACCGAAUCCGGUCUCGUCCCCGACAUUCUGUUCAACCCUCACGGCUUCCCCAGUCGUAUGACCAUUGGGAUGUUGAUCGAAAGCAUGGCCGGAAAGGCCGCAGCUGUCCACGGAGCCUACCAGGAUGCCACACCCUUCCGCGAGUUCCCUCCCCAAUCGGCGGAUGGAAAGAACAAAUGGGUCGACCAAGGAGGGUACCACGGCUGGGUAAAGCGAGGCGAACGCUACAGGACACCCGAAGAGGAGCGGCAGGCGCAAGACGAACCUGAAACGCCUGUCGACUAUUUCGGAAAAGCUCUCAUGCGUGCAGGCUACCAGUAUUACGGAACUGAGGAGCUGUACAGCGGCGUGUAUGGAGUUCCUCUCACUGCACAUAUUUUCACAGGUCUCAUUUACUAUCAAAGACUGAGGCACAUGGUUACCGACAAACAUCAAGUGCGUGCUACCGGUCCUGUCGAUGCUCUGACGCACCAGCCUGUGAAAGGCAGGAAGAGACACGGAGGCGUUCGUUUCGGAGAAAUGGAAAGAGAUGCUUUGAUUUCUCAUGGCGCCGCAGCUCUUCUUCAAGAUCGCUUGCUCCAUUGCUCGGAUGCGCACAAGACGUUCUGUUGUCCAUCGUGUGGCAGCAUUCUGACACCAUCGGCGGUGCCCAACCUGCGCGGGCGGACAGCGGGAGGAAAGCGCGCGGUCCCUUUCUGCAGAGUUUGCCAAGUUCCAUGUCGUCUGAUCAUGGUCCCCUACGUCUUCAGAUAUCUGGCGAACGAGCUCGCGGCGAUGAAUGUGACAAUUCGCUUGAAACUCGCAGAGUUCGGGCAGCCUCUCGAUGUGAAGCCGCGGAGCCUUCCGGGCCUCGUGGAGCCCAAAGAAGGCCUUCGAGCUGGUUGAGCCGGCGUUUGCCAGGCUUCCCAGCACUGGGGCACCCACUAGAGACACUUCGGAGACACAACGCCCCCGCCUCCACGAAUAUCUCCUGUACAAACAGAAGAAGAAAGGGGAGAAGAAGCGCCGUGGCAUGUCGACAUGUUACAUAUGUCAGGGUGCGACAGGCGCUUCGGAGGGACAGAAAUGGCUAAAGGAAGAACAGCAAGCAUCCGUAUCCUUCACUGAUUCCUUUUGCAUCCGCGGCUGCAGGUGCACGUUUCCGGGUGCCGUUCUCCAUGCGUUUUGGGCGCCUCUCUCUCGUCAGGGCACACUGUUUUGUGCCUGUCUUGUUGUCGCCUUAUAUUCGAGGCAAAACGCAGAUGUGUCCACGCCCGGUUUUCUUCAUUUCGAACCGUUUUUUCGAGUUGCCGAGGGACAGGCGGCUUACCGCUCUUCCAUCCUGCAGCCGCAAGCGUCGCAGCCUCCUCCCGCGUUCGGCACCGCGCAGGCGAUCACUCUUGCAAAGCUCCGAAAGAAGGCCUUCCCUUUUUUCUCUACUUUCGUCUCUUCUAAUGUAGAACAUGGCCGAGUAGGCCUCCAGUCCAUGAGAUACAGACAACCAGUUCUCUUUGACUGCUGCACACCGUCACCCCACUGGGGACUACUGAAGACAGCUAGAGCGAUGGCUUUCAGUCUCGUCUCCCUCGGAGGUUCGGUCUAAUGUCACGUCAUCCUAUAUAGCUCACAUGGCUUCUGGUACUUUGAGCCCAAACUAACGGCGGGUAGGGAAGAGUGUCUCAAAGAAAAAGAAUAUUUAACUGGAAAGUUAGUGUCUGAGACAGAUAUAUCACAGAGUGUCAACUGGCAUCUAGGCUAUUCGAAAUCGGGUUCGUUCUAAGUGUCAUCGGUGAAUUUCUGUUCUCCACCAAGUCGUCAGUCGUCAACAAAAAGGCACGUGGAAGAAAAAGAAGAAAAACGAGUUCGGCGGGCGCUGUUCCCCGUUUCGUCGAGGGGCCAUGAGAGCGACCGGCACCCGCGAAAAGCGUCUAUGUGGGGUCGACAGGCUUUCAGAGACAGAGGGGAAACGACCAGCGAGCUGGGAAGAAUGCCACACGCAGAGGGCAAAAGUCGACGGUCGACGUUUCUACGAAUUGGAGGGUGAAGUCGCCUGAGGCAGAGAUACCUUUGUCAGCGAAAAAGCGGCGUUCAUCAAGCCUUGAGUGCUGCCAAACGUGUGUGGUGUGGCUGGGAAGCAUGCA